AUGUUCAAAUCAAUCAUCCUUACCGCCCUCCUGUUGACCACCUUGGCCGUGGCACGGCCUGCGGCGGACGACGGAGCGGCCACCAUAGUGAAGCAAACCCAGGAGGUCAACCCGGACGGAUCGUUCAGCUAUGCGUUCGAAACGAGCAACGGGAUCCGGGCCAGCGCGUCCAGCCCGGACGGCGGUGCCACCAUCAGCGGGGAGUACUCGUGGACGGGGCCGGACGGGGUGACCUACACGGUGCGGUACUUGGCCGAUGAGACCGGAUUCCACCCGGAGGGGGCGCACAUUCCGAAGUGA
Culex quinquefasciatus (southern house mosquito) is the source of this 300-nucleotide messenger RNA. RefSeq names its product cuticle protein CP14.6. Gene Ontology annotation, molecular function: structural constituent of chitin-based larval cuticle. The coding region runs from base 1 to 300 and encodes 99 amino acids. The transcript is spliced from 2 exons. The record is from RefSeq and is a predicted model, not a curated record. Gene Ontology annotation, cellular component: chitin-based extracellular matrix. NCBI's taxonomy places the organism in Eukaryota, Metazoa, Arthropoda, Insecta, Diptera, Culicidae.